AUGUGGAAGGAAAUGAAAAAAAAGUAUCUUCACUCCAAGAUGAAAACAGCAGAGGAAACGGCUACCUCCGAACUCUAUGUGGCUCUCAUGAUGGCCCCGAAAACCUCUCCAGCAAAAGCUGUCAGACAUCAGAGCGACAUGGUGUUUGAAGAAAUCGGUCGCCGCAUCAGAGAGGUUGGUGGGCAGCUCGUCAAAAAGGUGAAUGCCAUCUUUCAGUGGGAUAUCAUGAGUGGGGAGUUGAUGGCAGCCCAAUGGACUCUGGAUCUAAAGACCGGCUCGGGUGAGAUCUACCGAGGACCUUCCCGCCAGUCCGCCGAUGCCAUCUUCACCCUCUCCGAAAAUGACUUCAUGGAACUCGUUCUGGGCAAGGUCAAGCCUCAACGGGCUUUCUUGGUGGGCAAGAUAAAGGUGAAAGGCAGCAUCCUGCUCAGCCACAGACUGGAGACUAUUCUCAAAGACUACAUCAAAUUGUGA
Molecule: messenger RNA, 474 nt
Organism: Euleptes europaea (tarantolino)
Lineage: Eukaryota; Metazoa; Chordata; Lepidosauria; Squamata; Sphaerodactylidae
Gene: SCP2D1
Product: SCP2 sterol binding domain containing 1
Exons: 1
Coding region: 1-474 (157 amino acids)
Cellular component (GO): cytosol
Source: RefSeq, a predicted model, not a curated record